AUGAGAGUUCUCGGCCUCGGACUUGAAGGUUGCCAAAAAUUUUGCGGCCUAAUGGAUAUGCCGCAGUUUUUAUUUCACAGCACAUAUGAUGUUAUUUUAAAAAAUAUUUAUUCCUUUGUCGAAAGUGUUUGUAAAUUAAUUCUCAAAAAUGCUGUAAAAGAAGAAAUUGAAAAAACAUGCAAAGCUAAUAGCAUCGAAGAAACAUCAGAAUUAACAAUUUCCGGGGACGGAACGUGGAAAAAACGAGGCUUCAACUCUCUCUACGGUGUUUCAUCAGUUAUUGGAUACUACAGCGGCAAAGUUCUCGAUGUUAUUAUUAAAAGUUCUUAUUGCAAAAUAUGUGAAUUUUGGAGUAAAAAGGAAGGCACUGAAGAAUUUGAAGAAUGGUUCGAGUCACAUAAAUCCGUAUGUUCAGCAAAUCAUGAAGGAUCGGCGGGAAAGAUGGAAGUUGACGCAAUCACGGAAAUUUUUAAGCGCUCCGUACAAAAUUACAAUGUAAAAUAUGUUAAUUACAUUGGUGACGGAGAUUCGAAGACUUACGCAAGCAUCGUAAAUUCAGAACCUUAUGGCAACGAUAUUUCUAUUAAAAAAAAAGAAUGCAUUGGGCAUGUACAGAAAAAAAUGGGAACACGAUUACGCACGUGCAAGAAAACAACGAAAGGACUCGGCGGCAAAGGAAAACUUACGGCGAAAAUGAUCGACAAGUUAACGGUGUAUUACGGACUAGCUAUUCGUCGACAUUGUGAUUCUAUCCCAGAAAUGCACAAAGCAAUUUGGGCAACGUAUGACCAUUAUAGUUCGACCGAUGAAAAUCCGAGACAUAAUAAGUGCCCAUCUGGAGCCGACUCGUGGUGUAGCUGGCAACGUGCUUCUGCGAGCGGCGAGCUUGAUUCGUUCAAGCACGAUUAUAAAGCUCUUCCUGCAGAUGUGUUGGCAGCAAUAAAACCUAUUUAUGAGAACCUCAGCAAUGAUACUUUAUUAGAAAGAUGCAUUGGUGGAUUUAAUCAAAAUAAUAAUGAGAGCUUCAACCAGCUCAUUUGGAAGAUAAGUCCAAAAAUUUAUCACAGUGGCUCUAAUAUUGUUGAAAUAGCAGCCUACAUCGCAACCUGCAUCUUUAAUGAAGGCACUUCUUCAUUAUUAAAGAUUUUUGAAGCCAUGGGAGUAAAUUGUGGCCCAAAUAUUCAUUUGUAUGCGGCAAAGAAGGAUGAGGAGCGAAUACAAAAAGCUAAUGUCCGCGCGCAAGCAAGUACGCACGAAGCAAGACAGGGUCGUAGGCAAGACCAGCUUGAAGUUUUGGAGAUGGCAGCUGAUGCAGAAAGAUUGUUAUGACCAGGAAUAGAUGAUUCAAUAUAAUCCUGCUUUGAGAUAGAGUGGUCACCGCACAACGCCUCUAAAAAAGGACGUCCACGGCAUCGAUGAAUAUCUCAAUUACUUUUUAUAAUUUGGUCAUAAAAAAAUUAUUAUAGUAUGUCAAAAAUGUA
Messenger RNA from Linepithema humile (Argentine ant), 1481 nucleotides. The record is from RefSeq and is a predicted model, not a curated record. Lineage: Eukaryota; Metazoa; Arthropoda; Insecta; Hymenoptera; Formicidae.